AUGAACAUCUAUGAACGCGCCGUCGACCUUGCUACAAAUCCAAAAUACUCAAAAUGGAUCUGGCCAUUGCUUCUGCUCGCAGAGCUUUUCCUCUGCACAGUCAUUGUUUGGAAAGUCCCGUACACGGAGAUAGACUGGUCAACGUACAUGCAACAGGUAUCACUAUUUUUGUCCGGUGAACGAGAUUACGCCCUCAUUAAGGGUUCCACGGGACCGCUUGUCUACCCUGCCGUACACGUCUACAUCUACUCGGCCCUCUAUCACAUCUGCGACGAUGGCAGGGACAUCGCCUUUGCACAGGUCAUAUUUGCGAUUCUAUAUCUCGCGACGUUGGUGAUUGUGAUGUGGAGCUAUCGCUCUGCAGGGGCGCCGCCAUAUCUAUUGCCUCUGCUUGUGUUAUCGAAGAGACUUCAUAGUAUAUUCCUUUUACGGCUAUUCAACGAUGCAGUUGCGACCUUUUUCCUGUGGGCGGCUAUUUUGAUGCUACAGAGGAGACAGUGGGCUGUGGGCGUUGUAUUGUGGUCAAUGGGUGUAGGGGUUAAAAUGACCGUGCUACUUGUCGCACCAGCUAUUGCAGUGAUUGUGGUGCUGGGUGCUGGUAUCAUUAAAGCUGCUGGCUCUGGUGUAACGGCGUUGUUACUACAGGUGCUUUUUGCAGUCCCGUUUCUUCAAGACCAUCCCAGCAGCUAUAUAUCAAGAGCGUUCGAAUUCACGCGGCAAUUCCUUUUCACGUGGACGGUAAACUGGCGAUUCGUUGGUGAAGAUGUCUUUCUCUCCAAAUCCUUUGCACUUGCACUGCUGGUUGUGCAUGCAUCGAUACUUGGGGCAUUUUUCGUAUUUCGUUGGAUUGCCCCAUCAAACACGAGUUUAACACAGUUUAUCAACAACAUUGCCCGUGGAAAACAGUCGCCAACCCAAAUCACAAGCUCCUUCAUUGCCACGACCAUGUUAACCUCUCUUGCGAUAGGGCUCCUCUGCGCCCGCAGCUUGCACUAUCAGUUUUUCGCUUAUCUUUCGUGGGCAACGCCUUUCCUUCUCUGGAAAUCUGGAUUCCACCCGUUGCUUAUUUACUUGCUUUGGACCGCGCAAGAAUGGGCUUGGAACGUCUAUCCAAGCACAACUAUAAGCUCGAUCACUAUUGUCGCGUGCCUUGCAAUACAGGUUCUUGGGGCAUUUUUGAAUGGGUUCGAGCGCGUGCCAAAAAGAACACGAGGAUUAAAAGGUGGCCUGGCUAUGAGUAGACGAUGA
Messenger RNA from Blastomyces dermatitidis ER-3, 1248 nucleotides. RefSeq names its product alpha-1,3-mannosyltransferase. The record is from RefSeq and is a predicted model, not a curated record. The coding region runs from base 1 to 1248 and encodes 415 amino acids. The transcript has 3 exons. Gene Ontology annotation, cellular component: endoplasmic reticulum. Lineage: Eukaryota; Fungi; Ascomycota; Eurotiomycetes; Onygenales; Ajellomycetaceae. Gene Ontology annotation, molecular function: dol-P-Man:Man(5)GlcNAc(2)-PP-Dol alpha-1,3-mannosyltransferase activity.